Pleuronectes platessa (European plaice) is the source of this 3040-nucleotide messenger RNA. RefSeq names its product pentatricopeptide repeat domain 3 (gene ptcd3). The record is from RefSeq and is a predicted model, not a curated record. Bases 873 to 2924 code for a protein of 683 amino acids. Gene Ontology annotation, molecular function: rRNA binding; ribosomal small subunit binding; protein binding. NCBI's taxonomy places the organism in Eukaryota, Metazoa, Chordata, Actinopteri, Pleuronectiformes, Pleuronectidae. The transcript has 24 exons. Gene Ontology annotation, biological process: mitochondrial translation. Gene Ontology annotation, cellular component: mitochondrion.
AGUGUAUUUGUGUUUUACAGAUCUUACCUCAUAGUUGUCCUCAAUGAAGGUAAACUGUCGUGGCUGCAGGAACUGAGUCUUGGGGAUGUCCAGCCCGUCUUCACCAUACAGAAACUGGACCACGGACCCAUCGCUGUCCCUCACCGUUUGAUCAUACUGCACUACCAGACCCUCCAGAUGUUUUAUGACACAUCUGCAGAGAAGACAUGAGGGAGGACAAAGGAAAAGAGAGACAAGAUAAGUAGGGUGCUGGGAACAAUUCAUUUCAUCCUACUGAACGAUAAAAUAAAAAGUUUAAGGUAGGUUUGAAGCACAUUCGAAGGAGCCAUGUGGGGGCAGCAUAUUGUUUCUGAAACACCUGACAUUUAGUACUAAAUAUGGUUCGUUCGAAACGCAUCCUUAAAUUGUGUGUUUGAGUCUAAACUAAAACUACAUCAGGAGCCUAGUGGGGGUGGCUGUUUAAUAAGUUAAAUUUCACCCCUAAUUACAAUUACAUUACAUUUCCUUUAGCUGACGCUUUUAUCCAAAGCGCCUUAAAGUAAGUGUAUUCUUCCAUGAGGGUACAAACCCAGAAAAAGAAGAAUCAAGAAAGUACAAUUUCUUAAAAAAAUAGCAAAACUACAAAGUGCUAUAAGUAAGUGCCAUUUAAGUGCUACUAAAUUGUUAGUUUCAAAAUUGUAUUCAAUAACCAUGUAUUCUGUGCCUUACGUCUUAAUGGGUUAAGAUGACUGCAGCAUUAUCUGUUCUAUUGAGCAGUGAAGUUUUGAUUACCUCUGCAGGUAUCCUGAUCGAGAGGUUUUCACGGCUGUGUCGACCAGUCCUUCUCUGCCAGCCAUACAGUGGAAGAAAAACUCCUGAACACAACCAGCUGCAUGGUUUCGCCCUCCCAGAAGCCUUCAGUUUGUAUCAACAUGGCGGCGCCCGGGAGGCAUGUAGGACAUUACAUCCAGAGAAACGGACGGUUUUUGACUAAUAACUUGGAGCAGCUGUUUAGUCACAGGAGUUUUGGUUGGACUCCAUGUCUGCGACAACAGGCUGCAGAGGCUCAUAAAGAAUUUACAGAGACUAUUGUCAUCCCAAGGAAGAAAACAUGGAGCAAAGAAGCGGUGCUGGAGGCUCUGGCUUCGACUGCCAGCAGGGAUCCCACAGCGUACAACUAUCAGUUCCAGGAUGACCCUUACCUCUCUCCCAGGACCUCUACUGAGUUUAAGUUGUACUCUCUCUCUCAGGAGUCUGGCAGGUCUGCAGCCAAAUACUUUGUCAACGGUAACCCCAAGUUCUUCACUAAAGACUUUGCUGAACCACAUAUACCAUGUCUGAUGCCAGAGACAGUGUCGCUGCGUCUCGAGGAGGUGAGCGAGGAGGCACUGAAGGAACGAAUCAGGCUGAGGAAAGUUUCAGCAGCUGUUGACAUGUACGACCAGCUACUACAAGCUGGUACGGCAGUCUCCAUGGAAACAACCCAUGAGCUGUUAGAUCUUGUCUGCUUUUACUGUGACAAAGACCCUGUCCAGGAGGGGGCACCACAGACAGAGGAAGCGCAGGAGGGAGGAGAAGAUUUGAAGAGGAGGAGAUUUAAGAUCCGUCAGACUUUAGACUCCCUCCAGUGGACCUGGAAAGAAAACAACAACGCAGAGAGAAUCUUUAGCGUGCUGCCAGAGAGAGACACGCGCUGUUACUCUGCUCUGAUCAGAGGAAUGGUGAAGCAUGGAGCCUAUGCAAAGGCCUUCAGCAUGUACACCGACUUGCUCAAUGAGAAACUGACAGCUGACGUCCACAUCUUCAACGCACUGAUCUCAGCGGCUUCAAGUGUCAGAGACAAAUACGCUGAGAGAUGGGACCUGAUCGAAGACUUGUUGACCCAGAUGAGUCAACAUAAAGUUCAGCCCAACCUGCUGACGUUCAACAGUGUCCUCAAAGCACUGAGACGCUGCGGCUCUAUGGCCAAAAUGAAAUCUAUACAAACUCUGAAUGAGAUGAAGGCUUUGGGAAUAGAUCCCAGCCUGGCCUCCUUCGACCACAUCCUGUCCAUCUUUUACAAAGCAGCCUCCUCUGGUCAGCACACUACUAACAUGUUGGAUGAAAUCAUGUCAGAGCUGAACGGGAGCAGCUUCACCUGCCAGGACCCUAACGAUGUUAUGUUCUUCAUCAGUGCAAUGAGAAUAUGUCUGGACACUAAAGAUCUGGAGCUGGCUUAUAAAGUACAGAGUCUAGUAGAAGUAGGGGAGAACUGGAGGCUGCUGGGCGAUCCUUUCCAACAGAGUAUUUACUACGGUCGCUUCUUCAGCCUGGUGUGCGGGAUGGAGCACAUCGAUGUCGUGCUGAAGUGGUACAAACAGCUCAUUCCCUCGUUGUACUACCCGAACAUUCAGGGACUUAAAGACCUGCUGCAGGCUCUGGACACAGAGAAUCGCCUCGAUUUGCUACCUCAGAUAUGGAAAGACAUCCGGUCUCUGGGUCAUGAUAAUAAGUCAGAUCUGGUGGAGGAGGUGCUCAUGCUGAUGGCCAGAGAGAAGCACAGUCCUGAGGUUCAGGAGUCGUUUGCAGCCUGCGCUCUGUCUAUAAAGGGUGUGUUCUCUGGCGACAGAGGGAGGACCAGUCUGGAGUGGAGCACCUCCUCGCUCACACACAUCACCUCCUUGCUGCUGCAAGCCAACAUGACCCAACAGGCCUGGGAGAUGCUGCAGCUCUUCAAAUCCAAGAACAGAGUUCCUUCUGAGGACCUGUUGACUCACUUCCUGUUGGUGUGUCAGAGCAGUGGCUCUCCCCAGAGAGCAGUGGACCUGGUUCAGCUGUCGGCAGCCUUCUGUCUGCCAGCCACAGCAGAGCUGGCCAAGCGAACACUGGCUGAGUUUAAUCUGACAGAGGAGCAAAGAGCUGUUUUAUCUGAACUGGAGUCUCUGAAUGCAGAGACCUCUGACUGAAGAAAGAAUGGCGGAAUUGCUUUGAAACCAGUAACUAAAACAGACAAUAUGACACAUCUAUAGACUGUACUUAAUUGUGUUUGUGUAAUAAAAUAUAUGUAUAAUUCAAUCUAAAA